AUGAGCCUAACAGAGGAGAAUGAGCUAAAAUACUUCGGUGUGUGCGAUCAGUGCGCGCUGGUGAGUAACGCCCCAGUAACGGCCUUGCAGUUCGACUCUUUUAUGCUUGUGGGGCGCCCAGUCAAUAUCGCAUCUGGUAACUGGGCCACCAUGGGCACAGCAACAAAGGUGCUUUCCGUUGCAGGCCGCAUCCUGGCGUUCGCCAGCGCGGUGAUCGUUUGCGGAAUCUCGGGAAGUUACGUGCACCGCUUGGAUCAGUGGGGCAUCGGCCACGGUAGCCGAAUCGACUACGUCCUCGCCCUCUCCGUCAUCGCUAUUGUGUUUUCACUAGUCCUUAUGCCACCGCUCCGAUACUCAUUCUGGGCCUUCCCGAUGGACGGCAUCAUGUUCGUCAUGUGGAUGGUCGCGUUCGGAUUGCUUGCCAAUCUGUCUACGCAAUGCGAAGGUGAUUGGUACUUUUCGAUGUGGACUCUAUCAUGGCGAUGGUCUGCUGGCUGCGGAACCUGGCGCGCCCUACUCGCCUUCACCUUCAUCAGCAGCCUCGUCUGGCUGAUGAAUGCCGCAUUGGGCCUCUAUGCGACGUGUCCGUGGGACAACCAAACAGGCCGCUCAAAGGCCACCCUGACCAGCCAUACCAGCCAUAAUAGCACAGGCAGAGUUGGGAGUCACGAAUACGUGCCUCAGACGAUGCAGCAGGCCCCGCCUCCUCGGCAUGAGGAAGUGGCCUAG
This is a messenger RNA of Parascedosporium putredinis, 729 nucleotides long. The record is from the annotation of a GenBank genome assembly. Lineage: Eukaryota; Fungi; Ascomycota; Sordariomycetes; Microascales; Microascaceae.